AUGGCUGAAGCGGAAAAAGCUAAGGAGAGCGGUGCAUCAACAUCGAAGGUUCUAAUUGCUGGAAAAGACCCGAAAUGGUGGGAUAUUUCGACGUUUUCGAAAGAGGAUAAUCCUAACGGACUAAUCUGCGAAUCUUCAUUUGCUAUUCUCUUCCCAAAGUAUCGUGAGAAAUAUAUCAGAGAGUGUUGGCCAUUGAUACAAAAGGCUUUUGAGGAACAUUUUUUAAAAACUGAAUUGGAUGUGCUGGAAGGAACAAUGGUGGUCAAGACGACUAGAAAAACAUGGGAUCCAUAUAUUAUAAUAAAAGCUCGUGAUGCCUUGAAGUUGAUUUCAAGAAGUGUACCAUAUGAACAAGCAAUACGAGUUCUUCAAGAUGACACUGCAAGUGAAAUUAUUAAAAUUAGUUCAAUGGUGGCAAAUAAAGAGCGAUUUGUUAAGCGUCGUGCAAGACUGAUCGGUAACGAAGGAGCAACACUGAAAGCAGUUGAACUGCUUACUAAGUGCUAUAUUAUGGUUCAAGGAGGUACGGUGGCAACUGUUGGCCCAUACGAAGGAUUGAAAGAUGUUAGAAUGAUAGUGGAAGAUUGUAUGAAUAACAUACACCCUAUCUAUAACAUCAAAACAUUGAUGAUUAAACGUGAAUUAAUGAAGGACGAAAAUUUGAGAAAUGAAAAUUGGGACCGCUUUUUACCAAAAUUCAAAAAGAAGGUGCAACCUUCUCAAUCAACAAAUCAAGCAAAGAAGAAGAAAGCUGCGCGGUGGAAGAAGAAAUCUGAAUAUACACCAUUUCCUCCUCCACCUGUUAUGAGCAAAAUUGAUAAGCAGCUUGAAAGUGGAGAAUAUUUCUUAAGUAAACGGACGAGGCAAAUGGAAAAACGUAACGAGAAACGGACAAAACAGAUUGAAAAAACAGCUGAACGCAGGAAGCAGCGUGCAUCAGAAUUUACACCUCAAGAUGAAAAAACAAGGACUAAGACUAGCCAUAAACGAAUUAAUGAAACUCCUGUUGACAUUGAAAAUUUAAAGAAAAAGGCCAGAAAGGCAAGCGAAUAA
Cercopithifilaria johnstoni is the source of this 1053-nucleotide messenger RNA. NCBI's taxonomy places the organism in Eukaryota, Metazoa, Nematoda, Chromadorea, Rhabditida, Onchocercidae. The record is from the annotation of a GenBank genome assembly.